AUGAGAAGAGAACUAACGGAAGACGAAAAGAUAAGGAUAGUAGCCAACAGAGCCGAAGCACUUCGAAGGGCAGAGGAACGAAAACGACGAGAAGCUCUAGCUGCUGCUGCUGUUGCUAUUGCUGCUGGUCCAAGUGGAAAGGCAAGUGUGCCGCGUCACCAAGGAUUUUCUAUCACCAUCCCACAGGUGAUUUUGUUUAAUUCUCUAAGUUUAGUCUUUCAAUUCUACUACUACUACUACUACUACUACUACUACUACUACUACUACUACUACUACUACUACUACUACUACUACUCCUACUAA
This is a messenger RNA of Angiostrongylus costaricensis, 303 nucleotides long. The record is from the annotation of a GenBank genome assembly. NCBI's taxonomy places the organism in Eukaryota, Metazoa, Nematoda, Chromadorea, Rhabditida, Metastrongylidae.